Nothobranchius furzeri (turquoise killifish) is the source of this 3150-nucleotide messenger RNA. It is a transcript of the gene ints4, whose product is annotated as integrator complex subunit 4. Lineage: Eukaryota; Metazoa; Chordata; Actinopteri; Cyprinodontiformes; Nothobranchiidae. Gene Ontology annotation, biological process: snRNA processing. Gene Ontology annotation, cellular component: integrator complex. The record is from RefSeq and is a predicted model, not a curated record.
GCAUUUACGAAACGCGUUUGAUUAGACUAUCCGUAGUUACGGGAAGCGUCGAGGAACAAACUUGCAUGUUUGCUGGCGUAACUACGUUAAAAUGGCAGCUCAUUUGAAAAAGCGAGUUUAUGAGGAAUUUUCUAAAGUAGUCCAGAUUCCUCAUGAAGAAGCUCAAGCCAAGAAGCUGCGUCUGUCCAAACCCAGCAAGUCGGCAGCGCUGCAUGUUGACCUCUGUAAAGCCACCAACUCCACCGACGCCCUGCAGUACCUGCUGCAGUUUGCCCGCAAACCUGUGGAGGUGGAGAGCGUGGAGGGUGUUAUCCGCAUCCUGCUGGAGCACUACUACAAGGAGACGGAUAACUCUGUGAGGCUGAAGAUCGCUUCUCUGCUGGGUUUGCUAUCCAAAACAAAUGGCUUCAGCCCCGACUGCAUCGUUGAUGAUGCCAUUAACACACUCGGCAACGAGAAGUCCCACCAGGUCCUCGCUCAGCUGCUGGACACUCUGCUGGUCAUUGGGUCACAGCUUCCUGAGAGCCCAGCAGUUAGACUGAGGCUCAUCGAGGUGGCCUGCAAGCACCUGUCUGACACGUAUUUCGGGGUGAGGAACAAAUGUCUGCAGCUCCUGGGAUGUCUCGGCCUGGUGGACGCCCCUCUGACUAAAGACAGCAAUGGACCGAGCUCGUCUUCAGGAGGAGCGAGGGAUGUUCAGAGUAUCAUCAGUAACUACUUUGCCGACCAGGACCCCCGAGUCCGAACUGCAGCCAUCAAAGCCAUGCUGCAGCUUCAUGACCGAGGGAUGAAGAUCCACCAGAUCAUCUACGAUCAGGCCUGCAGGUUGCUGUCGGACGACUACGAGCAGGUUCGCUCUGCAGCUGUGCAGAUGGUGUGGGUUCUCAGCCAGCUCUACCCAGAAAGCAUUGUUCCCAUCCCGUCCUCCAACGAGGAGAUCCGAUUGGUCGAUGACGCCUUUGGGAAGAUCAGUCACAUGGUCAGUGACGGCUCCUGGAUGGUUCGAGUGCAGGCCGCUAAAACGCUGGGUUCGAUGCUGCAGGUCAGCUCUCACUUCCUGGAGCAAACGUUGGACAAGAAGCUCAUGUCGGACCUCAGGAGGAAGCGUACGGCCCACGAACGAGCCAAAGAGCUUUUCGUUUCCGGAGAGUUCUCCUCAGGCAGGAAGUGGGCUGAUGACGCUCCCAAGGAGAAGCUGGACUCCAACACCGUGAACCUCAUCGCCUCAGGGGCCUGCGGCGCCUUCGUUCACGGCCUGGAGGACGAGAUGUUCGAGGUCCGCAUCGCCGCCGUGGAGGCGCUGUGCCAGCUCGCCCGCUCGUCCCCGAGCUUCGCCGAAAAGUGUCUGGACUUCCUGGUUGACAUGUUCAACGAUGAGAUCGAGGAAGUGAGGCUGCAGUCCAUCCACGUGCUGAGAGAGAUCUCUACCCACAUAACGCUCCGAGAGGACCAGCUGGACACGGUUCUGGCCGUGCUGGAGGACUCGUCUCGGGACAUCAGAGAAGCCCUCCACGAGCUGCUGUGCUACACCAACGUCUCCACUAAAGAGUGCAUCCAGCUGGCUCUGCUGGAGCUGCUGAAGAACCUCAACAAGUAUCCCACCGACCGCAACUCCGUCUGGAAGUGUCUGAAGUUUCUGGGCUCCCGCCACCCCGCGCUGGUGUUGCCGCUGGUUCCCGAGCUGCUCAGCACACAUCCGUAUUUUGACACUCCAGAACCAGACAUGGACGACCCGGCCUACAUCGCGGUUCUGGUUUUGGUGUUCAAUGCUGCAAAGUCGUGUCCCACCAUGCCGGCGCUGUUCUCUGACCACACCUUCAGACACUACGCCUACCUGAGGGACAGCCUGUCUCACCUCGUUCCGCCGCUGAGGCUGCCGGGCAGGAAGCAGGUCUACAGUCUGGACUCUGUGGACUCCAGCUGUGGUUCUAGUUCUGUGGAGUCAGCCCAACUCUUCCUCCAGCAGAGCCUGAACAGAGUCAGCUCCAUCCAGAACCUGGAAACAGCCGGAGAUCAGGACCUGCUGAACUUCACCAUCCGAGACCUGCAGCGUCUGGGUGAGCUGCAGACAGAGCUGGCUGGAGCUGCUGAUUUCUGUGCCACCUACCUGCGCUGCCAGCUGCUCCUCAUGAAGGCUCUUCAGGAGAAGCUGUGGAACGUGGCCGUCCCACUCUACCUCCAACAGAACGUCACGGCGACGGCAGCAGCGCAGCAGAUCUUAGAGGAAACCUACAAACUGGAGUUUCUCUACAGCGGGUUGGAGAGCAGACAGGUGGCCACCAUCCAUCAUGUCCGACUUCAGGCCAAAGCCCUGCAGCUCAUCCUGACGGCUCGCACCAGACAAGGGCUGGAUCUUCUCAUCAGCAGCUGUGAGAAGUUUCUGCAGGAGGUGGAGUCUUUUCAGAGGCUGUUCCUGUCGGAGCUGCCCCACCUCCAGGACAGCUUUGUGGAUAAGCUCCUGGAGCUGAUGCCCCGGCUGGUGUCGUGUAAACCAGCGGAGCUGGUGAAGAUCCUCCAGACGACUCUGAGACAGAGCGGCCUGCUGCAGCUCCGGCUGCCUGAGCAGAUCCAUCGCGCGACGGCCACCAUCGUGGAGCCAACGGGGGAGUCGGACAACCCGCUGAAGUUCACAUCUGGCCUGGUGGUGGCGCUGGAUAUCGACGCCACGCUGGAGCACCUUCAUGACCCCCAGAACUCGGUCAAAGUUCAGGUUCUGUAUCCAGAUGGCCAGAGUCAUGUGAUCCACCCCAAACCUGGAGACUUCCGGAAGCCUGGACCCAACAGACACCGACUCAUCACACAGGUCUACCUGUCUCACACCGCGUGGACGGAACCGUCGCAGGUGGAGGUGCGCCUCCUGCUGGCCUACUCCUCCUCCUCCUCCUCCUCUCUUUCCUCACCUUCAACCAGCAAGUUAGGAUGGAGCGACAGCACCGACAGCCCGGCGCCAGCAGAGGCCGCCGUGGAGGGAACCAUCCCCUUCAGCAAACCCGUCAAAGUCUUCAUCAUGCCCAAACCCACCCGCCGAUAACCCACCGUCGCACAGCUGGAGCACAUCUGCUUCACGUGCAUGACGGAGACUCCUCACAUGCAUUGUGUGCAUAAAAAAACAGAAAUUUCCUUCUCAAAUGAAACUUUAACCUUAUUUUA